AUGCCCCAAUCUAAGCCGUGGUCGUUCCCACGUCCUCCCCCCGAUAUCACUCUCAUCAAUGCGAAUGUUGUCGAUGUUGAGACAGGUCGCAUAAUUCCCAACUGCAGCAUCCGCAUCAAAGAGGGGUUUAUCAUUGAUGUUGGCCCAAUAGAAGAGGCCAACGAGGAUGGAACACAUGUCGUCAACCUCAAACACCGGUAUCUGUGCCCCGGCUUGAUCGACUGUCACGUCCACUUGACUGCGACUCCAGGAGGAUUCUCCCUGAAGGAUCUGUUCGCCGCCAAUGCCAAUACUCUUGCCUACCGGGCUGCCUACGUUGCUCGAGAGAUGCUCUUCCGCGGUUUCACCACCGCACGAGAUACCGGGGGUGCUGAUGCCGCGCUACGUGACGCUAUCGCGGAGGGCCUUCUGACAGGACCCCGUCUCUUCAUUGCUGGCAAACCCCUCUCCCAGACCGGAGGACACGGGGACCUCCGUGCCCCAUACCAGGGGGAAGAGCACAAAUGCUGUGGCGGACAACACGCACCGUCACUGGGUCGCAUCUGCAACGGCAUCCCGGAGUGUCUAGAAGCAGCUCGUGAUGAACUUCGCCAGGGUGCCGAUUUCCUCAAGAUCAUGUGUGGAGGAGGCGUCGCCACGCCCACCGAUGCCCUGGACAUGCUGCAGUUCACUCCGGAGGAGAUCCGCGCCAUCACCACCACCGCUGCGUAUUCCAAGACGUACGUCACCGCGCAUGCCUACACGUGCCAGGCUAUUCGGCAUGCCGUCGAUAACGGGGUGCGCGGAAUCGAACAUGGGAAUUUUAUCGACCCCCCGACGGCACGAUACUGCCAGGAGAAAGGCAUCGUCUUCACUCCGACUCUUGUCACGUACCAGGGCAUGUCAGAGCCGCCCUUCGAUCGCUUCCUGGAUGAAUUCAGUCAGAAGAAGAACCGUCAGGUGCUGGAUGGGGGACUUAAGGCACUCGAGAUUCUCCGCGAUGCUGGUGUGACUUUGUGUUAUGGGUCGGAUCUCCUGGGAGGUCUGCAUCCCAUGCAGAAUCGGGAGUUCAGCAUCCGUGCGGCUGUGUUUAGCCCCGUGGAGAUCCUGCAGUCGGCGACAGUCAACGCGGCCAAGUAUCUUGGCAUGGAGGGUAAACUGGGUUGUAUCAAGCCAGGUGCUCUGGCUGACUUGCUGGUACUGAGCGCCAAUCCCCUGGAAGAUGUAAGUGUAUUGGACAGGAUUGAGAUUUCACUGGACGGAUUGUUCAAAGACGGACGCACUGUCUUAUCCAAGGUCGAUGGGCUGUCGGUGGACUCUCACUAUGAUAUCCAUCGCAUUCAGAGAUGA
Aspergillus tanneri is the source of this 1329-nucleotide messenger RNA. RefSeq lists its product as uncharacterized. The transcript has a single exon. NCBI's taxonomy places the organism in Eukaryota, Fungi, Ascomycota, Eurotiomycetes, Eurotiales, Aspergillaceae. Gene Ontology annotation, molecular function: hydrolase activity, acting on carbon-nitrogen (but not peptide) bonds. The record is from RefSeq and is a predicted model, not a curated record. Bases 1 to 1329 code for a protein of 442 amino acids.